Molecule: messenger RNA, 11589 nt
Organism: Spirometra erinaceieuropaei
Lineage: Eukaryota; Metazoa; Platyhelminthes; Cestoda; Diphyllobothriidea; Diphyllobothriidae
Source: the annotation of a GenBank genome assembly
AUGGGAAAUGCGUUGGCAUCAAGGAAGAAGCUUCCCAAAGAGGACUUGGAAUUCUUGAUGAGCAACACACACUUCACAAAAAAGCAGAUCAAGCAGUGGUACAAUGGAUUUAUUGUGAGUUUAACCAUGCGAACAUUUACAUAAUUAUUAUCUAUGCUAUAAAGGAUAUUUAAAGUGUGCGUCUGUAUACUUUACCUCGGCGCAUUAUCAUUUGAUUGUGCUGUUAAGGAAACAUCCGUAGUAUGAAGCAUGCGUGCAUAUGGCAGCUCGAUAUGCAUUAGUAGGGUUGGGUUACAGGAUAACAUAAGCUUUCACCCAUUUGACUUAAUUUUGAUCCAGAAACAUGCGCCUGAUAGAAAAAAUCAUGUUUUUAGUUUGUACGGACUUGAUCGAAGAAGUUGAGAAAUCACAGACCAGACUCUUUUAUAAAUCUUAUUAGGUUAAUUUCGACUGAGUCCUAACAGAAGGAACUGCGUAACGUGAUACAAUGGUAAAAUGAGGGAAAAGAUGAAUUAAAAGGGUCAGUUUUCGCUUAUCUGGGCUUUUAAACUUGUGGCCAAGGCAAGAGAGUACUGAAGCCAGAAAAAUUAACAAAUGGUUUAAGUAGUAAACAAGUCUCCCCCUUCCGUAUUAGCAGCAAUUCCUAAAAGACUCAACUUCAGGUCAUCAAAGGUGAGUCAGCGGUUUCGCAUUAACACCUGAAUGAGCCAAAUAAUUCAGUCAUGCAACAAGCGGAAAUCACAACGUAGACCUAACGCACUGUGUAUUACUCUCUUCUGUCGGUGUGCUGUCAGUGCAUUUGUUGUGUCUGUAAGUGCAGUGUAAGUGUCUACAAACAGCAGUAAAAACUGAUUAAAACAGAUGGAUCAUUUUGAAUGUAAUAAGUUCUUUGGGAAGGAUAACACGCUUUAUUAGGUAAAUCUUUCAAAAGUGGUUCCCCAGAACGUCUUCAAACAUGUAGCAACUAUGCAAAAUAGUUGAAUUUUUUACAAGGUUAAACAUUUUACAGUCCCUUAAAUCUCCGCAAUAAUUUAGAGUCGGUUGGUUGUGGCCUCGUUCAUCUUUAUGCGAGAUAAUUUUAAACGAUAUUUAUUUCACCGUGCCGAGUUUUGUAUAAUUCAUCGGAGUAUAUAGUCUCCAAAAAUGCACGAUCUUUUAGCUGGACAGAAGACGACAAUGCGACUUUUGUCAGUUUCUUAUGUGUGCAUCAUGACAUGGGACAAGUGGUCUCGCCUCGCCACGGCCAGUUGAUAUUCUUGUAUGCGUGUGGAGGCCAAAUUUCUAAUUUGACUAUAGUUUAUUACCUUGAAGGUGACAUCAUGAAUCUUGUAGACAAGUCCCUUCUUAUAUAAACGGCUUAACCUAUCUCUAGGAUCUACAGGCUGGUUUCGUAAUUCUGUAAUCGGUUUGUGUGCUGAUGUGUUUCAUGCUUUCUCAUAUGGGUUUUUCUACGGAUUUUUUUGCAAUCGGUGGAGUCGCCUAUCACAGGUCACCUAAUUCAUGAAAUGUGCGUAUGCUAAAAAAUGACAGUAAAAAAAUUGGAAAGUGACAUGAAUAUAUUAACUAAUGCUUUCACAUACUAAUGGACAACCUUCCACCAAAUCGUACAAAAAGUGCUAAAAUGAAUAGUAGUUUGGUUUGAAAUAGUGUUGUGUUUAAGGACAACAGAACUCAAAUCAUAAUAUGUGCUGUGUGAAAAUAAUUAAAAGAAAUAUAUUGGGUCUUGUCUAUUAAUUUCUGCCGAAACACGGUCGAAAAUGGUGCAGUUUACGGUGUUGUAGCAAGGCGUCUACUCACCGUUCGCCAGUGUAAUGUCAUGAGGAUCCGAUGUCAAUAAUCGAUCUCUACAAUAACCAAGCAACGAAUUAAUUCACUAAGCAUCUUCGCCUUUUAUUCGCAAAAGGCAACGCCCUGUUCGCCCUGUUCUGUUUUUGAAUGACCCAACGGAAACCGUAAAACUAGCAUAACGUAGACAAUAAAGCUAUCUGCAUACUUCUUUCCGCACCAGAAAACGUUUUCAACCAUACAUAUUCCGCUAAUUUUCUGACGAAGAUGCCGACGACGACGUUGAUCUUAUAAAGUUGAAACACUUUGGAGAUCUCAAAAAAUUUUCCUACCUCUUGGAUUUUUGUCAGCGGACCAUCCAAUUGGAAAGUUAGUAUAGAUUAUGUUGAAAGUUUUAUAUAAUCUUGUUUUCGCAGGCGGAUAUCUCUGCCGUAUAUUCAGACUCAGCUAAGUGUAAAUCCUAGUUUAUGAUGAAACUGUAUGUUUGCAUGGAGGUCAUUUUAACUGUACUCAUAAUCGACUAAUAGAAUUUUGUUACCAGGGCGUCUCAGUAAAUAAUGAUUUUCGUAGCUAAUCUGCUAGGUAAUGUCUUUAAGAAAACUAAGGUAUUCUUGUUGAAAUAUAGGUAAAAUUUUACAACUAAAGCGUACAGGCGAUUGUUUAAAGUGGCAAUUUGUAUAUUCAUGUAGUAACAUGUCAGCAUGCUUUUAUUUCAAAAACGCUAAAGUUUCAUCGUAACCCGGAUUAAUAAACUGGUUUUUUCUACUAAGCUUUAUCGAUUUGGGAGCACACUCUACAUCCUAAAUUUGAUUUACUUUAAAACUAAUGCAAGUUAAUACACCUUUGUUUCAUAGUCGUCAAGUGGUAUUCGAAAGAUCUAGUUCUUAAUUCAGUCAAAACAGUUCGCUGUUUCGGGAAACGCUUUAAACCCUAUGUGAACUUAACGCGUCCUGAAGAGACAAUUCGACAUUUAAUAGGUCAUCAUUUCCAUUUAAGGUCACAUUGUUAUCAACAAUUCUGCCCAGGACAAAAGUUAACGUUUGAAACUUAAAAUAGGAAUUGGAACGUCUAUUUGAAGGAAGAUACAAUUAAUGCCCGACUAUUAUCAAUGGAACGCAACGCUAUGUAUAAAGUGGCCGCUGAAAACGUGCACGUGGCCGUACUUUGCGAUGUCUCAAGCUGCUCUUUCUCGCUACGGAUUUAUUUAUUAGUCCGUUUUUUGCUCUCGGAUUAUUUGGGUCAUUGUCUUAUAUGAAGGUUAAUUAGGAAAAUUAGAACCAGCCACGACAUCAUCAAGACUUUUCAGACUAUGCACUAUGAAUUGGCGUAAUUUGUGGACUACAGAGUACAAAAUAAAAAUGUUGUUUGACCUUCUUUCAAACGCAGGACUGAAGAUGACAAAAUCAAGCAAGUAAUUCUCCUACCCGCCACCGACUAUUUAAAUUAAGUCCAGUACACACUGCAUUCGACGUCAUUUUGUGUAUCAAGGUUACAAUUUGAUUUAAUGCAUACAGAACUACCUCUCAAAAGGUUUCUUCAAAGGCUGCAUUGUUGUUACAAAAUACUUUGAGUGAAUUUUUGAGGACUACUUUUUCUUUGUUUGGUUGUCAGGCUUAUUUUACAUUUGUUUAUUUGGCAAAAAUAUAUAUGAUUUGACUUUCAUUGCUGUAAAUCUGCUUGGCGUUUGAAAAUUCUGGAAAAAAAUGAGUAAGCGCAUUUUUCUAGUUCCAAAAUUCUCGGUCUCAUUCUCAUCUGCGCUUGCAUCAUUGGAUUGACUCUUAUGACUUAUGUUCGAAUUGUUUCUUACAAAACCCCACCGCUGGCCAAACUAUGGUGGCGCAGAACUGGUAGAUUUAUAGUGAGGUACUGUCCCUCCCCUGACUUAUCUUGUUAGGACGACAAGGUAAUAUCCAGACAUCUUUAUAUGGAUGGAUACGUAAUGCCCAUCUUAUCAUGCCAAAUACAGCCCAGUUCCCGAAGUAUAUGCCAUACCACCGCAAGAUCAAUUUGAGUCGUUAGCAUGUGUCUUGGAUUAAUGCUACAAAAAGGGCUAUUUCUGUCCGUCACUCAGGUUCACAGGCUCUCCACAUUUCACCGAUGGAGACUGAGUUAUCCCAUCAGUUUGCAAGCCCUCGGGCAGCCGUAAAGUUCGGGUGCAUCUGAUUAAUUAAAGUUGGUAAUACACUGGUUUAUCACGAUUAUGGGUUCGCCAGACUUGGUCUCAAAUACCAUAUAGAGAAUUAUUCAAACUGAUCUCGCUCUAUUCCUGGCCGAUUUAUAUAUUCCUUGGUCUUAUUAAACUAUGGGUAGGUUACACGCCACUGCUUUCACUCAUUUCGGCAUUUCCAAACGAUAAGAAUACUUUCGAAAAUUGUCCUAAAAUCUUUCACCGAAGAAGCAAGUCUUUCCUGAAAGUGAAGGUUGAACGUGGGAAUGCAUCGAACGAUCAAGCUUUUGGAGCUUGGAAUACGUUUGCAGAACCUCCGUUGGUUUUUGUCUAACUAUAAUGAAAGAGCUUGGAAUCCCAACGUUUAGUUUGCAGUAACUGGUUUGUGUGCUCUAUGCGUAACGAUUGAAAAACGAAUAACAUGAGCUUUAAUUCCGCGGACAAAUUUUCACGAGGAAAAAUGAAAAGUACUUUGAAAAAACGUUAACGUCAGUUAUUGGCUUAGGUUAUCAUCGGACAGAUAUUAUAGGUUAUCAAGUUCACUGAGCAUCACUUAAGAAAUUAUCAUUUUCAUCUUCUGACUAACAAAGCCAGGCGACCAGAUCACCUUUCUGAGAUCACAGGAGUUCCUACAUUGCCAAAAAAUAUGCUACCUGUUCGUACGUAACUGAGGUACCAAUCUGUCCAGCAGUCGAUUUAGCUGACAGUAGAAAGAGAGAUAUCUAAGUGCGCAUUUUGCGCAUUCGAAUUGCAAUCCUACGAGUUUUGCCAGUCGUAGCAUAUGUGCAGAAUUAUUUCGCACAUGCUUAAUAAGGGGCCAUUCGUGGAGAAAACCGUCUCUCCAUCACAGGAAUUCAUUAAAAAACAAAAUUGUGUGAUAUUUUGUCAGACGAUAAUACGCUCAAAAUAAUAUUUGGCGUCCACUGUCACGAUGCUUUUGGUAGAUUCUCUGAAAAGCAUACAAUAUGUUAGUGAUACGAGCAGUAAAUGUUUUCGUUCUAUUGCAGCCGAGUAAGCUCUCAAGCCAAUGGUGUUGAUUGUCCCUAAGUAUGCGAAUACAUAAACGCGCAUAGGCUUGCACUAAAUGGUUGUUUUAAAAAGAUUUCGCAGAAACAAAAAUGUUGAGGCGCAAAUCAUAUGCUUAUCCUAGGGGUCAGAAAUAUGCUGCCAAAAGCUCCCGAUGAUCUGCACUGUAGGGAAACAAAUCCCGCAUUAUCACGGUCUGGUAGUAGGUUCUGCCCACUUUAUUAAUUCAACUGUAAUCUAAUUUCUUGCAUACGUUAUGCCUACCCAGAGAGACCUCAUUGAAUGGUAUUCGGUUUGUUUUCAUUUACAGCGAGACUGUCCUUCGGGUCAACUGAGCAAGAAAAAGUUCAUCGAGGUAUACUCUGGAUUCUUUCCCGAUGGAAAUGCAGAGGAAUUCUGUACCCAUGUUUUUCGAACUUUUGACAAAGACAACUCCGGAAAAAUUGAUUUUAAGGAAUUCCUCCUUGCAAUAAAUAUCACGUCGGGUGGCCGCCCAAAGGAAAAACUUGAAUGGGCCUACCAGAUGUACGACAUCGAUGGAAAUGGGACAAUAGAAAGGAAUGAAAUGGUGGAAAUUAUUCGUGUGAGUCUCUUUCAGAUGGUAAAAAUAUGUGUCAAUAAUUUGGAACAGUAAAUAGAGUGUGCGCCUUGCCUAAACCUUAAAUGAACCCAAGUUGUAUUGUCAAAUUAAUUUGAUGAAAUGGCUUCUUCAUUCGCACAUCGAUACACGGCAAUGACAGGCGCCAAAACCAAUGAACGAGAAUUCCUGCAAGGAACAAGCAACUGUACGGGCCUUCCACUUUGCCAAAAUAUUGUUUUUUAAGGGCUAACUUAGGGAUGAAAAGUUUCUUUCUGAGAGUCCGACCGUCAAUUCGGACGAGGUCCACCGUGUGCCGCACAAUUAGGUGCAGCAGGCUCGAUGACUUGCGCAAGAAUUAGUUUAUAAUGAUCGUAGACUUGCUCAGUAUCCACCCCAAUCUUGCUUCUUCAGUCCCCACCGGGACCCGGUAUCAAGAAGGAGUUAAAUAUACCGGAGGCGGGGGAGAGCGCAGGUGACCAGCACUGCCGGACCCGCGCCCAGGCGUGCCAUCACACACCGUGGUCCAAAGCAAAACAGUGGUCAGGAUUUUCCACCAACGACUCUCCAUCAGGGAUUUGAAGAACGAGGAGGACUGGACAGCCAUGUCCACUAACUGCAUACCUAGCGGGAGCGCAGGCGAAUCAACCUGCAAGGAACUAAGUGUCAGGGAACUGCCAGUGCAUACGGGACUUCAAAAAGCAUUGUUUGCUGAUACUAACAUAGUACACGCUUUCAGAGCUUUUGAAGUUCCUUUCUACAGACGCCCACAUAAACCCAUUAGAAGUCUGCAGAAAAAAAAUGCACAACUUGUCCGCACCGUACAGGAGAUAAGAUGUAUAUUUUUUAUUUUUAUUACCUUAAUCUGCCUCUUUGAUGCCUGGUUGUAAACUUAACUCUUGUAUCGUAACGCAGCUUUACCUUCGAAUUUAGAUUGAACCCUAUAGCAUAAGAAACAGGUAAUAGAGUAGCUCGUUUCUAAAACUGUCCGGGGGUCAUGGUAACAAUCGAAAGAUGGCACCCAAAAAAAUCCAUUACCUAGAAAGAAUACCUUCAACAGUGGACUCAAACGCCUUCAGGCUAUAUCAGCGGUUACAGGUCUACUUUCACGCAGAAUUUGGACUUUUCCCGACGGCCUAACAUGGGCUGGCCAAACGAACAUCGCAGGAGGUUACAUGGACGAUGGUCGCUGUUACCCAACCUUCCCAAUCGUUACACGCGUACACCUGAAUAUACGGCAUGCAUUCGCACUAGAGCAAUUUAUUACAAAACAAAAGCAUUUUAAAUGGGAUAAGUCUGCACAACAUGGGACGGGAACACUUCCCAGGCAUUUGUCAAAUACAUGGCAUUGAGGCCAUGUGAGCCCACAUAGAUCGACAACAAACAGGGCCUUCCUCGUGGAGUUUCCCUUUCAGUCUACUCCAGUAGCCCUCAAUGGCAUUGGUGUGUCGUCCGGUGGUAGGGUCCUUGAAGUUCAUUGAGUGGUUAACAGAGAAAUGUAGAUAACCUUCUAAAGGAAAAGGAUUAUACGCCUUCCACUCUUCCGUUACCACUAUACUGCCUUUGGCGGCCCAUUUAGUAAUAACGGAACGGAGAGCGGGCCAACUUUGAUUAUUUGCCUGUUCAAAUAAGGCUUUCUGUUGGCUAGUAUCAUAAAUUCCGACCAGCCACCACCCAUAAAACCUCUCUUACCACCUGUCCGGUAAGAUAGGCUGCUUUGGUUAGGCGGAUUUUUUUGGGUGCCAUCUCCCGAUUGUUACCGGGGUCUUAUUUGCACGACCAUCUCUCCCUUGACAAUGCAUAUGAGUGCAGUCCUAACAAGUAAUCAGAGACCACGUGAUCAAAAUAUAUAGUCGCAUUAUCCUACAACAAUUUUCUAAGUUCGGUGUAUGAACUGCUUCGAAAUUACCUAUUUACAUGGAGAGAUUGGUAUUGACAAUGCUCGAGAGUUUUGUGCAUAUUGUCUUGGUUUGGGACUUCUAUUGGAGUCAGUGGGUUACUGAAUACCCAAUAACGUUAUGGCCCCGCCAAUAAAUAAAGUUUUAGUUCCCGCUAGUGAGACCCAUAAUGAAACGUUUGAAGAGGCAGGUCGUAGUACGCCUCCAAACACCCGCCUCAUUCUCAUAAUAAACGCUGUUUAUUUUCUCAUUCAUUAUCUUUUCGGUGCAAUUGGUCACUAAAAACGUCUUGCUACAACUUCUACUGGUUUCGUGCAAUUUCCCACUUAUAGUGUAUUUAACGGCUUUUGAAAUCCAAUGUGCUACUAAAGUAGAGAUGUGCAAGUGUUAUGUUGGUGAGAUGUUCGGGUGCUGAAACUUAGAAUCUGAGAUGAGUCUAUGAUUUUUAACAAAAUUUUCUUUUGAUUUGGCCAUCUAUUUUGUUCUUUAUUAGGAUGUCCUAGAUGCGAGCUACGCGUAGAGCAAUCCAUAUGGAUGACCGCAAGAUUUUUUUGGCAUUAAGCAUUAAGUAUUCAGAACGCGCAUGCAAUCAUUUGAAUAUAAUCCGGACAAUUUGAAUGCAUUUGGAAAUAGAAGAAGAUCCGUGCGAUGAUGGAAGACAGAUUAGUUACCGACUUCUGUAUAGUUUUCGCGCUUUAAAAUUCUGCCAACUUUCGACAGCGACACGUUGGUCGAUAGCGACGGAGGUGUGAAGACCAGUAACGUCCUCUCUUUCAGCCUACCCGAAUGAAGGAAGGGACUGAAUUAACACCGACAGCCAACAGUUAUUCAACUGAACUUUGGAAGUCGUAUGUGUGUAUAAUCAAAGGUAGAAAAGCAAUAGAAUGAGGGUUAAUUUAAUGAAGAUUGGCCCAGAUAUAUCCCAUUAUGAAUAUUUAUGCGGACAAAAUUCUACGUGUCCAAUGUUUGCAGCGCCGAUACCGCCUCUUAAAAGUAAAUGAUAAUAUACAGUAAUGACCACAAUAUUUAUGACUGAAAUCUGUUUUUUUCACUAAAAAAAGCCAAAAACACCGUAUUAAUAUGUAAAACCCUUAAAACAUCUGUUCUUUUUUGUUGAGCGUAAGAACUCCUUGUUUUAAGGCACCUUGACACAACAUGUUGUAUUCAGUUGCACAUAUUUAUUAUUAGGGCCAAACGUCCUGCUUCUUCAAACUGUUUUUAAUUGGGUUAUUAACCUGCUGACUUUUCCGGUUGCAUUUAAAUUUGCGAAAAUUCUAACAUAAGUUUUUAUUAUGGAACUGGAAAAUAUGCACUUUCAUGACACAUAAUUCUACAAUCCACACCUAAUAGACGGCCAAAUAUAGAGUCCAGGCUACUUUUAAUAUUUAUAGACGCAGUGGAAAUUGCGUAUCUCCCAGAGUUUAGUUAUAAAACGUCAUAUUUACUGUGCCAGAACAUAGUUAAAUUAGAUCCGUUUUGAAUUACAGGUAUAAGAAAAUUGCAGAUAAUUAGGAAGUUUUGUUUUAGUCUUCAGUUUCAUAGACCAUAGCACUACGUAGUCAUGGAAGUCCAAACAUCACUUUCAUAUCUGAAUACCCUAAAAUACUAAAACCCUACUAUUUCAUUACACAUAUCAGACUGAUUACUAAGCAUUGAUUCUAAUCAACAUUUCCAAGGAAAUGCUUUCUGAAGAUGCAAAAAAGUGCUCCUAGGGUAGUUGGAAAGUCAUUCUGUCUGUAAUACUUGAAAGCUUGCUGUCCACGCAAAUAUUAACUGCAAAUCUAUUCUUCCUUUUAUCUCUUGGUUACCAAAAGGACAGAAAUAUUACACAACACACGCGUUGCGUAACUAAUCGGUUAACAAGGUUUUAAAAUCACCGUCCUUUUAGGUAAAAUAUCCUUUAGAAAAAAAUUCUGCAUAGUGUUUGCUAAUAUAUAUGGUUUAGUGUUGCUUUUAUCAACAACAAUUCUCCUUUUGCAAGUUGAAUUUAAUUACUGCCUUGAGGUUAUCAGUAAAUAGGUACUGCUUAAACUUAACAAACAUAAUCAACCGUGCCUCCCGACUUCAUUUCCGCCAGUACCUUUCAGACGUAAAGGGUCACUAAGUAGGCAUUUGCCAUUGUACACGCAUUACCUGUUUUCGUUUGGUUCUAGAUUGCUUGUCGAGUAAGAAAGAUAGUUCAAAGUUGUAUAAAUCUCCUAUUUAGGAAAUCCAUCAGAGACAUAUUUCCGGUAUUGGCUUUCGUAAUUUCCGGAUGUGCGUUGACUAUCAAUAUCAACAAAGUCAAAAGAACCCGGAGCUGUCUUUUUCCAUCUAGUAAAUAUCUUCAUAGCUAAUCUCGACUUUAGAUAAUUUGAGAAUUGAACCCCGCUCAUUGGAUCAUUUUGCAUUAUGUACCCCCCUCUCCAACUUUACGUUAUAGGCGUAAUUCCAUAGCGCAGCGGUACGAGCAUGUUUUGCAAACUUUCACCCUAUUUAUAUCGGUUCUUAGGCAAAUAUUCAUUCAAUACUUUGAAUUGGGUGUCGGCUAACUUUGUCAUUGAUUGUAAGCUUACUUUUCGGCAAUCCAAGCAUAUUUGCUGAUAUAAAAGUCUGAACUGCGACGAAGAGUCAUAAAAUUGUACCGUCAUCUCUCUUAUGUUGGCCUGUACCAUAAUGACACUAGUGUUUGCCCAACAUGUUAACUGCGUCAAUAUGGCGUUACGAAAGACUGAUUUUGGCUAUUGUUCUACACUGGUCAGUGAUGAGGUGACAUUUUAUGCCUCUCCUUUGUUAAUUUUCCAGUGAAAACACAUACACAUUUUGCUGGUUAGAACAACGGACGUUACUGACGUGCAUAUCUUGGUGUAACGUUCUGGCAUAUUCCCUGUCCCAACCGUUUAGUAUACUUUAAAUUCCAUGCUUGACUGAUCAGUAUUUCUAAGUGUGUUUUCGAAGUGCACUCGGUUUCAUGUCAGGUAUUGAGUGCUACGUAACAAGCGGAUCCUAGACUUAGCCGAUCACAGAUUCAGCAUCAGAUAUGUUGACGGUAAGACGCCUAGCCUGCUUACCUCACUCUGUGUUUAUCCACAGAAUCUAAACCAUAUUUGUGGACAAGGAAAACAAUCUUGGGACAGAAUUUGAGCAAGCUUUUUCAUGUCUAGAAGCGAGUAUCAUCCAAUGGUUGUGGGACUUUAAUUAUCAGUGUCAAAUGUAAACUGGGCAGCUGUGAAUACAGGCGGCUAACGACAUCAAAAGGACAGAAACUGACGUUCCGUUGUUUCAGCCAACAUUUCCCUUUACCUAAAACCCCCACAAAUCCUUUCCCCAGCGAAGUCCUUAAUAGGCAGAUUGGUAUUACCGACAAAGACAAGGGAGACUGGAAUGGCCAUUUCUGGCUUAUUAGCCGUCGUCAGCUAGCCAUACCCAAGCCCGAAGUGUGGAACACUCAAGCCUCGAACUGGCGACCAGUUGGUUUAGAAGUCCACGCCUCUACCCACCGGGCCACGAGCCCGUUGCCUUGUCGGUUUUCGAUCAGGAAUAUACAGUGGUAGAGGGCGCUCACCGAAGUCCUUAAUGUGUCUUUAUUGUGUAAAAGAGGAUAACUAGGAAAGGACUAGUGUAUAUGUUACGCCAGCUGUUUUAAGCCGCGGUAAAACGUGGCCCAUAAAAAGCGCUACCUUCACUAUUUUUCAGUUAUCGAAACAGCGUUUCGUAGCAGAAACAUGUGCCGAGGCCCAUGAAAAUUCGUUCAUGCACGUGUUUCAUGCGUAACUGUCAAUCAGCAAGUAACAUUUGAGUAUUGGGUGUCUCCGUGCGCAUCUACUUGAUGUAACGCGUGCAUUCCGUGACUCCGUACUUUCAACAAAAUUAACGCUCAUCCUAACGAAACAUAUUCAUUGACAAUGCAACUGGCCUCUCUACCUUCUGAAGUGUUAAACUACUCCUCUUCAUUAUUCCCUUUAAAGGCUAUCUACUCUAUGUUGGGAGCCGAUGGGUCUUCCGCGGAGCUGAGUCCUGAAGCCCGCACGGAGGAGAUAUUUGCAAAGAUGGACGAAAACAAAGAUGGCGUCUUGACAAGAGACGAGUUUAUGAAUGGUUGUCUUUCCGAUCAGUAUCUCCUAUCCAUGCUUCUGGCGGAUGAGCCUGCGGAAUAG